This is a messenger RNA of Racocetra fulgida, 193 nucleotides long. The record is from the annotation of a GenBank genome assembly. NCBI's taxonomy places the organism in Eukaryota, Fungi, Glomeromycota, Glomeromycetes, Diversisporales, Gigasporaceae.
AUGUCUCCCGAAGUAUUAAAGGCCCAGAGUUACGAUUGUAAAGUGGAUAUUUGGUCUCUGGUAGGAACGCCACCAUUACCAUCAGGAAUAUCUCCUGAUUUUGAAUCAAUUUUAAGAGAUUGUUUAAUAGUUGAGGCUGAAUGCCGACCUAGUGGGUUUUGGCACUCUAUAUGGAACAACCGUGUCACAUAUA